CUUGUCGUCAUCCGUAAACAUCACCGUCUCAAAACCUAGCGUGCUGCCUUUAUAAACAGCAGUAGCAAAGUUUGAAACAUUUAAGCCUCUUUUUUUCUUUCCGGGUUCAGAGGCAGCGAACUUUUUUCAGUUCAUAUACGAAUUGAAAAAUGUGACAAACGUGCCUAUUUUGCGAAGUAAACUAGACAGCUCACUCGUCAUUGAAAGAGCCACUGAACUGAACAGGUGUUGCAGCCUUCAGCAGCAGGAAAUAUCACAAACACUGGGAUGCUGUCCAUGACCUGACCUCAGUAGACCUUAAGAAGAGUCAGUGUCUUUGGCUUCAGUUUUAUUUCAGACACACAUGCUUUGUUGAAGUGGGAUCACAGCCCAUCUCCUCAAGUAUGGAGAUAGCUGUAGCCAAAAUCCUGUGUCUGCUGGGGGUGUUUGCCCUGAUGUUAACGGGCAUCCUUCUUCCUGUGCGGAUGAUGCAUACGGAGUAUGAUAAGGUCACGAGGUACAGAAGAGUGGUUGCUUUAAGCAACUCUUUUGGAGGAGGUGUAUUCCUGGCCACUUGCUUCAAUGCCCUUCUCCCAGCAGUUAGGGAAAAGGUUGAUGACGUCCUGAAAAUCUUACAAACCACCAAUCAGUACCCGCUGGCAGAGACCAUGAUGAUGAUUGGGUUUUUCCUCACAGUAUUUGUGGAACAGGCCGUGCUCACUUUCCGCAAGGAGAAGCCCUCGUUUAUCGACCUGGAGACGUUUAAUGCUGGUGACUCUGCAGCGGGGAGCGACUCAGAGAAUGAUGCUCCAUUCAUCUCUCCCCCUCGAGGUUCCAGAGACCACCAAUACCAUUCCCAUCACCACGGACACUUCAGCCCUUCAGAGCUGAUGCACGCUGGGCCGUUGAGAUUAGCUGGCCUGGUGCUAGCACUGUCCGCUCACUCUGUCUUCGAGGGUCUGGCUUUGGGCCUUCAGGAAGAUGGGGCUAAACUCGGAACCCUCUUCAUUGGAGUGGCCAUCCAUGAGACGCUGGCAGCAGUGGCGCUGGGGGUUAAUAUAGCCAAGGCAGGAAUCUCCUUACGGGAUGCCAGUAAACUGGCCGUAACAGUGAGCCUAAUGAUUCCUCUGGGCAUCGGGAUUGGAAUGGGUAUUCAGACAGUCCAGCGCUUGGCAGAAAGUAUUAUAUCUGUAGUACUCCAGGGCAUGGCAGCCGGGACGUUCCUCUUCAUUACGUUCUUUGAGAUCCUCUCGCGAGAGCUGGAGGACAAACACGACAGGCUACUGAAGGUGCUGUUUCUAGUACUGGGCUACAGUGUACUUGCAGGGCUCGUCCUCAUCAAAUGGUAAAAGGGGCUCAAAAUGUAACAUUUCCUAAAAUGGUGUACUGCUCCAUCUGUCAAACAUCAUAACCAAGGGUUUCUGUAAAUCUACUGUAUAACUUUUGAUAUUUUAUGAUGCAAGAGUUUUCAAUCUUUUUAAAACCAGUAACCCAAAAAUAUGAUUAUGAUAUUUGUAUGAUUUGUAUCUAUAAAGGCUGCUGUAAUAUCCUUUGUGCGUGUGUGUACAUGUAUACACACACACACACACACACACAUACUAUUAAGUGUCAUAUUAUUUAAUGUUAUUUAAAAAAAUUAAAUAAUUAUCUUUAUUAUUGUCACUGUACCAAGAUUAAAGAUAAAAUCACCAAAUAUUAAAUGUAAAAUUAUUAAAACAUUUACUUUAAUUGGUAUUUUAGAAGUGUUUUGUCAGAUGUAUAAAUCUUUCAAAUAAAAUCAAGAUUUUUUACAUUUAUUCCCUACUGUUUUAAACAGCUGUAACUAUCAUUUUGAUUAAUCUCAUGAAUUUAGGAAAUCAUAAAAUCAACACAUUUGGUAAAUAUAAAAAAAUAGUUUAACUAUUUUACAUUAACACAUUAACUUUGACAACCCUUAAAUUGGUUAGAUUAUUAUUAUUACUAUUACUUUUUAAUUAUACAUUUUCUGUAACUACCUUAAAGCCCCUGAACCCUAUUUGGAAAAAAACCUCUUUAUUCAUUUUAAACUCAAAUCUUCUGUAUCUGAUGAAUUUCAGGUUUAGAGACUGUGUACCCAAUAUUUCCACUCUUAUAAUUUAUGUGAAUAUCAUACAUAGUCAAUAUUUACCAAUAUUACAAUGACUGUUUUGAAGGAUUUUCUUAUAGAUAAUAAUAGCUGAAUGCACAUGUAAUAGGUGAAUGCUGAAUGUUUCAGUGAGAACUUUGUGUUGAAAUUGGUCAGAUAUGUUUACAUUAAAUUGAGUAUAGUUGAGUCCACAGAAUUCAGUCAAACUGCCAGUUGUUUCAGUUACUUGACAUGGCGGUUAACUAGUUAACUGUAAUUUAUGCUUAUUUUAGAAUGUUCAUUGUUACAUUAAGCUAUAUUUGAUCUAUUUUGUCAUGAAUUUGACUACUGUCCUCAGUUUGAAUGAGGAGUAUUUUGCCUCAUUAUAAGCACCAUGCUAAGCUUCAGAAGUAAAUGAAGAGAUUUUUUUAAUUUAUAAAUUCCACUUAUAAGUUUGUGGCACCUGACAAGGAUACUGAUAUUGCAGAGAGUGAGCCUCAGGAAAUUAAAGCUUGACCUUUUCAUUUAUUUGAACAAUCUUUCUUUUGUAUCCUUAAUUUAGUUUGACAUUUGUGCGUACUACAGCUUUAUGAAAUUAUGGUUACAUUGUAGAUCAUGUCUGUGAUAUCGUGGGGAUUAUUAAUAGUGUUUUCACUAUUAUUAAUAGUAUUUCUGGGCAGUUUCGACUAAUCAAGCAACGGAUCUAAAAGAAAAGAAGAAAAAGGUUUGUCUUAAAGGUUCCAUAGAAUGCAAAAAGUUGUGUGGCAGCAGAGUGUGAAAACAGCCAGCCUAAUAUUAAAAAUCCACCCAUUUGUUUUUGUUUUUUAUACUAAUAAAUCAUAAACUGUCUCUCCACACUAGCAGUUCCAGAUUUCUCACUACUAUGACGUUAUAGUUGGGGAAAGUCCUGCCCAUUUGUGACUGUCUCUCCACCCUAUUAGCAUAUACACAGCCCUAAGUGAGAAACACCAGUCCGCCAUUACUGUUUUCUUAAUCUUUUUCUUAAAAGAUCGUGGUGUAGCAACCUGUGUUUGUUGUUAUGAGAGAGCAAUCAUACAUUUGUGUUGUUUUCUUUAUUUGAUUUUUUUAUAUAUAUUAUUAUUCCGUUUAAUUACUGAUAAUAUUGAUAUAUUCUAUAUUGAUUUAUUAUUUGAUCAGGCAUUUCAUAUUAUUUGUACAUUACUGUUUAAUCUGUUUUGUUUUAUGUUUUCAUUGUUGGAGAUGAAAUGUUUUCAGUGUCACUGGACAAUAUUGAGAAGCAGUAAUUUUCCAUUGAUAUUGAUUGUGGUAAUAACACUGGUUGGAUUUGUGCUGGUCGGACAAAGUUUGACUGAGCAUUGAAACAAACGCAACUAAGAUUAUUCUGUAUAAUUUUACCAUCACCUAAUCUCCUGCUUACUGCUUUUCGCUGCUGAGAGAAGACUGUUAAUACAGCUUUGGUCAGUAAAACACUGAUUUUGGGUACUGAACAAAACUUUAUUAACAGGUGCUAUUAACAGGAUUUGGGUUUGAGCCAAAAUGGAUAUUUUUCCAACAGAAUCUGAGGUUGGAUCCAAUGACUUGGAGACUUGAUCUUAGAUUUGUUGGCAGGAUGUCUGCACUAUCUGCCAAUCUGUAGCCAUUUCCUGUACAUGUUCUUUUACAUGUGUCCAUGAGAUUUAGUAUUUGAGUGUUGCAAAAUUCUCCUUUUUGAAAUGCAUAUGGGAUUCUGUGUAAUUAAUAAUCAGCUUUAAAUUUUUGAUUUAAUAAAAUAUCUCCUGAUUGUGU
Molecule: messenger RNA, 3829 nt
Organism: Carassius auratus (goldfish)
Lineage: Eukaryota; Metazoa; Chordata; Actinopteri; Cypriniformes; Cyprinidae
Product: zinc transporter ZIP3
Exons: 3
Coding region: 384-1328 (314 amino acids)
Biological process (GO): zinc ion transmembrane transport
Cellular component (GO): plasma membrane
Molecular function (GO): zinc ion transmembrane transporter activity
Source: RefSeq, a predicted model, not a curated record